Messenger RNA from Nanorana parkeri, 1883 nucleotides. Its product is annotated as brain-specific angiogenesis inhibitor 1-associated protein 2-like. The transcript is spliced from 15 exons. Lineage: Eukaryota; Metazoa; Chordata; Amphibia; Anura; Dicroglossidae. Gene Ontology annotation, biological process: actin filament bundle assembly; plasma membrane organization; positive regulation of actin filament polymerization. The record is from RefSeq and is a predicted model, not a curated record. Gene Ontology annotation, molecular function: cytoskeletal adaptor activity; protein binding. The coding region runs from base 89 to 1729 and encodes 546 amino acids. Gene Ontology annotation, cellular component: nucleoplasm; cytosol.
UCUGUCUCCACAUCUCCAUCCCCCAGAGCUGGAAUCUCUGUGUCUGCCAUCCAAGGUCCAUGUAAGCAGCAGCCAGCAGACAAGCACCAUGUCCAGGUCCGAUGAGGUGAACAGACUGACAGAGAAUGUGUACAGAGUUAUAUUAGAUCAAUUCAACCCAAGCUUAAAGAACUUUGUGACGACGGGCAAACAUUAUGAAAAAGCACUUUCAGGUGUUACAGUAGCAGCAAAGGGCUACUUUGAUGCCCUUGUGAAACUUGGCGAACUUGCAAGCAUCAGCCAAGGAUCUAAAGAGCUUGGUGAUACAUUAUUCCAAAUGGCUGAAGUCCAUCGACAAAUCCAAGUGCAGCUGGAAGAAGUCUUGAAGCUUUUCCACUCUGAACUCCUGGCUCAACUUGAACACAAGCUGGAAUUAGACAUCAAGUAUUUAACUGCGACACUGAAGAAAUACCAGGUUGAGCAUCGUUCCAAGUCGGAGUCAAUUGAGAAAUGCCAAUCUGAACUCAAGAAGCUCAGGAAAAAGUGUCAGAACAGCAAGAACCCCCAGAAAUAUGGAGACAGAGAAGUGCAGUAUGUUGAAAUUAUGAGCACCAAGCAGUGUGAACUGGACCAGUUUGUGGCAGAGGGCUAUAAAGCAGCUCUUACAGAAGAACGGCGGAGAUAUUCAUUCCUGGUGGACCGGCAGUGUGCAGUGUCCAAGCACUUCAGUGCCUAUCACAGCAAGGUUAAGGAACUGUUAAGCGCCAAGCUUCCGUCAUGGCAGCAGUCAUGUACUCAGCCCACAAAACUUCCAGAACGUGCACUGAUGCUUGUGAAACAAACCGCUAAUGCUUCCACUGAGCUAGUCAUCUCAGAUCCAGUGCCAAGCACCAAACUACUAGAUGUCCCUCCAGAACUAGUUCCACUUUUGGGAGGAGGACUCUCUAUAAACCAUAGAAUGUCUGUUCAAGAAGUUCUUCCAAUUCCUAAUGGAGAAAGCCAUCGCACAAGAGGAUCUCGUGAUAUAGGAACCCCUGUUCCUUUAGACUUAUUAUCCAUCAAUCAAGUGGCCCCUUCAGUCCCAGCAACACCAGCUUCUCUCACACCACCAACCCCCAAAGCCAGUGAAAUGUAUUCAUGCACCUUACCCAUGCCACGCAAACCAGCCUCUGAGAACAGACUGGCCACCCUGGUGGAAAAUAAAACCCUACCUCGCAUCAGCCCCCUCUCUGUUUUACCUCCUCGUGUGGAACGACGUAGAGUGCAAGCGAUCUUCUCACAUACAGUUGCAGAGAACAGCACCUUACUAAACUUCCAAGAAGGAGAUAUCAUCCUUCUACUUGUGCCAGAGGCCAAAGAUGGCUGGCACUAUGGAGAAAAUGAAGCAACCAAGAUGAAAGGCUGGUUUCCAUUUUCCUAUACCCGUCCCCUUCCUCCAGCAGAAUCUUCAGAUAAACUUGGCCCAAAUUUUCCUCUUAGUAAAUUAAAUAGUAGCAGCACUGGAAAUCUGGACAAAAUUGGUGUUACAAUCCCUGAAUCGGAAAAUGUUCGGAUAGAAACAGUAAGAUACACACCUUCACCGCGUAUAAGUACCUUCCGACAGCGACCAUAUAGCAUGCUCAGCCCAGACCUGGUGCAGUUAGCAAAUGAAUUUGGAAGCCCCAAAUCAUCUCCUUCCAGAAGCAACCCAUUUGCUCAUGUUAAACUGAAGAGGACGAUUACCAACGAUCGAUCAGCUCCUGUCAUUUAAUGACCUUGUGGCAUUCUUUAAGGGGAAAGUGACUGAAGACUAGUCUUGAAGGAAAAAUAUUUCUUUGUUAUCUCAUUUCCUCUGUGGGAUAUAAGACCUGAUGUAAUAAACUGUGAACUGGUCUCAUUGUAAACCAGCAACAUUAAAUCCAGUA